Molecule: messenger RNA, 649 nt
Organism: Danaus plexippus (monarch butterfly)
Lineage: Eukaryota; Metazoa; Arthropoda; Insecta; Lepidoptera; Nymphalidae
Exons: 3
Coding region: 122-634 (170 amino acids)
Source: RefSeq, a predicted model, not a curated record
AGUGACAUAUUUACCAGUUACCACUAGAUUAUUUAUUUCACGUGGGUUUUCAAUUUUACAUUUAGAUUCAAAAGUUUAAAUAAUGUUCUUGUUAUUGUAAGUGAGUUAACUGUUACUGAAUAUGUCUCUUGUAUUAACAAAAGCUGCUUUAGCAUUAAAGAAUGCUGAAAGUAAAUUUCAAGUGGUUAAGUUCGAAGCACAUAAACCUAAAAAGAAAAAUGACAACGAAAGUGAUAUAAAUCUAAAUAAGAAAGAACCUCAAAUGCCUCAGUCAAAAAAGGAUGUUGAUCUAAAAAAAAUACGUCACGAAAUCGUUAGGUUUGGAAUGUCGGGUUUCAGUGGGACUAAAAAAGAAGAGGCAAAAAUAGCUUUAGCAAUUAGUUUAGGUGCCAAACCUCCCAAACGUGAAUAUAUUAAUUACAAAGAACUUAUGGAAAAGCGGAAACAGGAAAAACAGAAACUGCAAAAUGAAAAACAAUUGAUGAUGUCCAAAACUGUCCUUCAUACAGUGAAGAAAAAGAAGAAAGGGGUUAAUAAUGAUGUCGGACAUUUACUGAGUAGUUACGGCAAGGUGCAGAAAAAGGAUUUAAAACAGAAAUCAGAUAAAGGAAGUGGUAAAAAGAAAAAGAAAUAAAAUUAUCUUCAAGUA